AGCUCGCGGUAAGCGAUGCGGAAGGUGACGGAAUCUUCCCUCCUGCUAGCCGAGCAGUCCCAAAAAAACUCUUCAAAUUGCAGGCCAAUUCACGCUAAUAAGAACCCGUCAGGCGAACGAAGUGGAAGAGAAAGGAAGUGUUGGUUGAUGCGAUCCGCUGUUCCGUGUUAGACAAAGGAGGACCAGAGCAAACGAAGAGUAGAGGUUGAGGUUGCCGAUCGGAAACGACAGAGAUCAGUUCAGUUGCUGUUCGGGAUUACGCGAGUGAGAGACGGUGGCGGCCGAAAACGGGAAUGAAGCAGGGGAAGUACGAGCUCGGGCGGAUGCUGGGAGAGGGAAGCUUCGGGAAGGUGAAGUUUGCGAGACGGGUGGACACCGGUGAGGCAUUUGCCGUCAAGAUCCUUGAUCGCAAGCGGAUACUCGACCUCAAGAUCGACGAGCAGCUUAAAAGGGAAAUCGCGACGCUCAAACUUCUGAAACACCCUAACGUCGUCCGACUCCACGAGGAAAGCACGAAUCUGCUAAUGAUUCCGACGAAAAAUACUCCUCAGGAAGUCUUUGCAAGCAAAGAAAGAAUCUAUAUGGUGCUUGAAUAUGUGAAUGGUGGCGAGUUAUAUGAUAAAAUAGCGUCUAAGGGAAGGCUUUCAGAGCAGUUUGGUCGAAAUAUUUUUCAGCAGUUGAUUGAUGGCAUAAGCUACUGUCAUGAUAAAGGAGUUUAUCAUAGGGACUUAAAGCCUGAAAAUGUUCUUGUUGAUGCCAUGGGUAAAAUAAAGAUAUCUGAUUUCGGACUUAGUGCUUUAUCACAACAACUUUGGAAUGAUGGGCUAUUGCACACAACUUGCGGAAGUCCUAACUACGUUGCUCCUGAGGUGCUCUCCAACAGAGGUUAUGAUGGUGCUAUAUCAGAUAUCUGGUCAUGUGGUGUAAUCCUCUAUGUCAUCCUUACUGGUGCUCUUCCAUUUGAUGAUCGAAAUCUUGCAGUUCUUUACCAAAAGAUUUUCAAAGGAGAUACUCAUAUUCCCAGCUGGCUUUGCCCUGGUGCUCAAAACAUGCUAAGGAGGAUUUUGGAUCCAAAUCCUAGAACUCGAAUAAAUGUAGCUGAAAUCAAGGAAGACAAUUGGUUUAAGCAAAAUUAUACUCCAGUUAUUCCCUAUGAUGAAGAGGACAUGUAUAUGGAUGAUGCAUCCCUGUCAGUAGAAGAGCUAGUAGAGACAGAUGAGCUCAGAAACAAAUCGACACUAAUCAAUGCUUUCCAACUCAUAGGAAUGUCUUCAUGUUUUGAUCUUUCGGGCUUUUUUGAGAAAGAGGAUGUCUCUGAAAGAAAAAUCAGAUUCACAUCGAACUACUCACCCAAUGAUGUCUUCAAGAAGAUCGAAGAUAUCGUUACUGAAUUUGGUUUUCAAGUCCAAAGAGGAAAUGGAAAGUUGAAGGUCAUACAGCCCACUAGAGGCUGUACAAGCACGAGGAGCUGCGGGUCUCUUUCAGUAGCUGCAGAGGUAUUUGAGCUCAGCCCAUCUCUGUAUGUGGUGGAGCUUCGUAAAGCAUGCGGGGAUUCCUCUUUGUACAGGCAGUUAUGCUCAAAGAUAUCAGAUAAAUUAAGUGUUUACAAGGGUGCACAACUUCUGAAGAUGCGGUCGCUAUUGCCUGAACUUAAUCAAUUUGAAGGGAGUAAGUCUAUCAGCACUGUAAAAACUAUCUAGUCCUGCAUUUUAGUGUCCAAGAAAUAGAGUAAUUUUAACGCAUCUGUAUAUAUACGUUGGAUAACUUGCUGUAAAUGAUUUGCACUCAUGACAAGAGGAUAUGGUGUUUACGAAUUAACAAAGUUUGUGAAAAACUGUCCACUAUUUAUAGUGCAUUUCCUUUUAA
Messenger RNA from Dendrobium catenatum, 1866 nucleotides. RefSeq names its product CBL-interacting protein kinase 1-like. The coding region runs from base 294 to 1700 and encodes 468 amino acids. Gene Ontology annotation, biological process: protein phosphorylation; signal transduction. Gene Ontology annotation, molecular function: protein kinase activity; ATP binding. The transcript has 14 exons. Lineage: Eukaryota; Viridiplantae; Streptophyta; Magnoliopsida; Asparagales; Orchidaceae. The record is from RefSeq and is a predicted model, not a curated record.